AUGAUGAAAGAAGAAAUCACCAAAAUAAUCUAUGUGGACAAGCCCCGCGCCGUUAAGGAUCCUGACUAUGCCCGCUCCUUGAGCAAAACACCUUCGUUCUGCGUCUACGAUGAACGGUUCAUAAAAGAUGUCCUUGGGCCCGAGCCAAAGAUACAGUUAAUCGAAGAACGAAGGGAAAAGGGAGAGCAAUUCGCACAUGAAGCGGGAGUAUACAUCCGUGAGACCAACUCGGUGUAUUUCACAUCCAACUUCCAGACCUGCGAUCCUAUCGAUCUAUACGCCAUAAACUGCAGUACUCACAAAAUCGAAAAACUGGAUUAUCCAGAUGUCGUGCAGGCAAACGGAGCAUGCAAUUUUCCUGGCAAAUCCGCGUCUCUCUAUUCACCUGGUUCUGUGAAUGGAGACGAAGAACCUGACCGUAUCCUUUAUUGCUCCCAGGGUGACCAUUCAACUCCAUCUGCCCUUGUGCUAGUUAAUCCAGUCACCAAGGAGUCCGAGAUCUUGCUCAACAACUUUUACGGCCGAGAAUUCUCCUCUGUCAAUGAUGUGGUGAUCCACCAUGGCACAGGAGACGUUUGGUUUACGGAUCCAACGUAUGGUUAUGAGCAGGGCUUCCGUCCCGAUCCUAUUCUACCAGCACACGUAUAUAGAUUUCGACCAUCUACAAAGGACUGCUAUGUCCUAGCUGAUGGAUUUGAUAUGUGCAAUGGGCUCUGCUUUAGUCCGGACUAUUCCUUGCUGUACGUUACUGAUACAGGGGCUGUGAAGGCUCGAAGUCAUUCUGGAGAUGGACGCAAGUUCCAAGCCAACCAUAAGAACGCUGGGACGAUAUAUGUUUAUGACGUGAUCGAUGAGGGGACACGGAUUGCCAACCGGCGGACCUUUGCAUUUUGUGAUUUGGGGGUGCCUGACGGGAUCAAAUGUGAUGAGAAUGGCUAUGUAUAUUCCGGCUGUGGAGAUGGAGUUCAUGUUUGGGCUCCGGAUGGGACUCUGAUUGGCAAGAUAAUUGUUGGAUGCACCACGGCAAAUUUCUGCUUCGUUAAGGGCGGAAUCUGGAUGUUCAGCGAGAAGGACUUAUAUUUCUGCAAGCUCCAGGCGGCGACAGGAGCGUUGGUUAAGAUUGAGUGUGAGUAG
This is a messenger RNA of Nannizzia gypsea CBS 118893, 1134 nucleotides long. RefSeq lists its product as hypothetical. The record is from RefSeq and is a predicted model, not a curated record. NCBI's taxonomy places the organism in Eukaryota, Fungi, Ascomycota, Eurotiomycetes, Onygenales, Arthrodermataceae. The transcript has a single exon. The coding region runs from base 1 to 1134 and encodes 377 amino acids.